UUCAGUAGAAGCGCACACGCAGCAGAAUGAGGAAAUUCAGUUUCUCGAUUUUAUUUCUUUGCACAUUGUUUCUGUAUCAUGCUGCCGCUGAUAACGGCAGUGUUAAAAAGAUGAAAAUGCAGUACGCUGCCGGACCUCUGCUCAAAUUCCAAAUCUGCAUUUCCUGAGGUUACAAGCGGGUGUUUGAGGAGUACACUCAGGUUCUUACCCAGAGGUACCCAGACAUCCGCAUUGAAGGGGAGAACUACCUGCCCCAGCCUAUAUACAGGCACAUUGCUUCCUUCAUCUCUAUAUUUAAGUUUGUUGUUAUUGGCCUCAUCGUUAUGGGAAAGGAUCCGUUUACCUUCAUUGGUAUGCAGACCCCUGGAGUCUGGGUCUGGGGUCAGGAGAAUAAAAUCUAUGCUUGUAUGAUGGUCUUCUUUCUUAGUAACAUGAUUGAAAAUCAGUGCUUGUCUACUGGAGCCUUUGAAAUAACCCUGAAUGACGUGCCUGUUUGGUCCAAGCUGGAGUCAGGCCACUUGCCCUCCAUGCAGCAGCUUCUUCAGAUCUUGGAAAAUGAGAUGAAGCUAACUGCACACAUGGAUACUCUUCCCCUCCAGCUAUCCUAAUUCCAGAUGGUUGCAGCUUCAGAGCUAUAACCUUUCCUGUGUUUGAUGGGAGAUUCCAGUCAGUAAGGCUGCCCCAAUGAAGGUCUGCUCUGAAAGCAGUGUAUCUGCUGGUGUAGACUGGAUGUCUUUGUCUUCCUUACUGAUGCUUGUGGGACUCCUAGCAUUCACAGUGGGUUUCCAGCCUGAGUGAAAGCUUAGUGAAACCUAAUUUAAGUGGUGGGAAAUCUUAUUUGAAAAGUUCAUGUGGUCUUUAAACCCCAGUACUAAAUGAGUCUAUUUGUUACUAAUCUGUAAGAAAUUACAUGCGAGUUAGAUUAAUUUGAGUGUUUGUCUCUGUACUUUUUAAUAAUGGUUUCCCAUUGCUGUAGGUUUGCUUCCAGAGUUGUGUAUUUCAUGCCACCAACAAAAACAUUUUCACACUUUUUAUACCUUUACUUUUUUUUGCAAAUUAAAUUGUUCUGUAUUAAAUUUGUCAGUUGUAAAUUAUUUAGAAUUUUGAUGAAUGUAGAAGGUUUUAUCUUUUGCAAAUAAUGUCUAAAAUAAAACUACAAUAACAUGCAAGAUAAAUAUUAUGUAAGUUGAAGAAUUUAAAUAUAUACUUCAUGGUUCAAGUUAAUAUAUUUUAAUGUUUUUUUUUUUUCUUUCUUAGUACCUCUUUUUAUAUUCUUAAUUGAAAUAAAAUCUCAUUAAUGUCUUAAUUUAAUGUCUUAAUGUGAUGUCUGACAGCCCUGAAAAUACAAUUUUGACGUGUCAACGCAGAUUCUUUCAGGGAGAGGUUGAUGGUUUCAGCUCAUUAAUAUACAAGAAAUCUGUGAUUGUAUUUAGUAAUUUCAAUAAUGCCUAACAAAACAUUAAGUGUAAUUAAGUGGAAAACAAUGUGCAACAAUAAUAAAAUGAGUUAAAUUAAUUGA
This is a messenger RNA of Trichomycterus rosablanca, 1519 nucleotides long. RefSeq names its product selenoprotein T, 1b (gene selenot1b). The record is from RefSeq and is a predicted model, not a curated record. Gene Ontology annotation, biological process: cell redox homeostasis. Gene Ontology annotation, cellular component: endoplasmic reticulum membrane. Gene Ontology annotation, molecular function: thioredoxin-disulfide reductase (NADPH) activity. The transcript is spliced from 6 exons. NCBI's taxonomy places the organism in Eukaryota, Metazoa, Chordata, Actinopteri, Siluriformes, Trichomycteridae.